Molecule: messenger RNA, 423 nt
Organism: Phytophthora infestans T30-4
Lineage: Eukaryota; Oomycota; Peronosporomycetes; Peronosporales; Peronosporaceae
Exons: 4
Coding region: 1-423 (140 amino acids)
Molecular function (GO): nucleic acid binding
Source: RefSeq, a predicted model, not a curated record
AUGGCGUUGCGGUUGCCAGCCCAGACCACUUCAGGGGCUCUGUUUCGUGCGAGCCUACUAAGUGAUGUCCACAUCCUUGGUCUUCAUGAAUUAACGCACAACCUUAGUUCCAGCAUCCCGAUACUUCUCACUGGGGCUCCAAGAAAGCAGCUCCGCCUGUCCACGGUCAUCGAGAUGCUCGAGCGUGCUCCACACGCCAGGCAAGACGAUCAAACGCCUGUGCUUGGACAAUGGCGCGAGAUCAAGUAUGAAAAGACGUUGCCGUUCACGCAUCAGCAGAGUGGACUGGCUGAGCGCAUGAACCAGAGCCUCAAUCAAAAGAAGCAAUUAAGUACCAUCUUUCAUGAGAGUAUCGAUAAUAAGUGGCUAGCGAAAACGGUCAACACGGCGGCCUGGAUCACCAAUCGGGUCCCUCCGCUGUGA